Messenger RNA from Dovyalis caffra, 984 nucleotides. The record is from the annotation of a GenBank genome assembly. NCBI's taxonomy places the organism in Eukaryota, Viridiplantae, Streptophyta, Magnoliopsida, Malpighiales, Salicaceae.
AUGGGCAGGAUUCCGUGUUGUGAGAAGGACAACGUGAAAAGGGGACAAUGGACACCUGAGGAAGAUAACAAACUCUCUUCUUAUAUCGCCCAACACGGCACCCGUAACUGGCGGCUCAUCCCCAAGAAUGCUGGUCUCCAAAGAUGCGGGAAGAGUUGCAGGUUGCGGUGGACUAAUUAUCUUCGUCCAGAUCUGAAGCACGGCCAGUUUUCUGAUGCUGAAGAGCAUACCAUUGUCAAGCUUCACUCUGUUGUUGGCAACAGAUGGUCAUUGAUUGCAGCUCAGCUUCCUGGGCGCACAGACAAUGAUGUUAAAAAUCACUGGAACACCAAGCUGAAAAAGAAGCUUUCUGGCAUGGGUAUAGAUCCAGUUACCCACAAACCCUUCUCCCACCUCAUGGCGGAGAUUGCCACCACACUGGCAACACCACAGGUGGCCCACCUUGCAGAAGCAGCCCUUGGCUGCUUCAAAGAUGAAAUGCUCCACCUACUCACUAAAAAGCGCAUCGACUACCAGCUACAACAAUGCAACACAUAUGUAGCACAAGGGAACAACUCAUCCCCUUAUUCUGCCACUAGACAUGAUGAAAAUGAUGAUACCGUUGAGAAAAUCAAGCAUGGUUUAUCAAGAGCAAUGCAAGAACCUGGAAUGUUGGCCCCAAACAAAACCUGGGAGUCUGCUGGUGCUACUUCUGCCAAUUUUGCAGGCGCCUGUGGCAAUUUUCCUUCAUCCGUUAAUGCAUUUUUAUGUGGUCCAUCUUCGUUUGGCAAUGAAGGAGUUUUAUCACCAUGGAAUCAGAGCAUGUGCACUGGAAGCACCUGCAGAGAAGGUGAUCAACAAGGCAGGUUGCAUGAAAAUUUUGACAAUGAAAAUGGAGAAGAAUCCGAGGGUGGAAAAGAGAUUAGAAAUGGCUCAUCCAUAUUCAAUACGGACUGCGUGCUAUGGGAUUUACCAUCUGAUGACUUAAUGAGCCCAAUUGUUUAA